Molecule: messenger RNA, 1134 nt
Organism: Notolabrus celidotus (New Zealand spotty)
Lineage: Eukaryota; Metazoa; Chordata; Actinopteri; Labriformes; Labridae
Product: histone H1-like
Exons: 1
Coding region: 202-798 (198 amino acids)
Biological process (GO): nucleosome assembly
Cellular component (GO): nucleosome
Molecular function (GO): DNA binding; structural constituent of chromatin
Source: RefSeq, a predicted model, not a curated record
GUCCGCUAUCUCCUCCUUUAUUUCCAGUCUUCAGCACGACUCCAUCAUUUAGUUUGGACUCUUUUAUUAGGGACAGAAAACACAAGUGUCCGGACUGAAUUGAGUCUCCACUGUUCUCGUGACGGGCUUAAGGACAUCCGGGUUCACAGGAUUUCUCCAAUUAUUGAAUCACUCCAUUCAGCGAAGGUCUCUGAGAAAACUAUGGCAGAAGAAGCUCCAGCUCCCGCUGCCGCUCCGGCCAAAGCGGCCAAGAAGAAGGCCCCUACGCCAAAGAAAAAUGGACCGAGCGUCGCUGAGCUCAUCCUUCGAGCCGUGGCCACGUCCAAAGAGCGGAGCGGCGUGUCGUUGACUGCCGUGAAAAAGGCUUUGGCUGCCGAAGGCUAUGAUGUGGACAAGAACAGGUCUCGCGUCAAUACUGCCGUCAAGAGCCUGGUUGUCAAGGAGUCUCUGGUCCAGACGACGGGAAACGGAGCCUCCGGAUCCUUCGAAAUGAAUAAGAAGGUUGCGGAGAAGAAGCCAGUAAAGAAAGCCGCUCCUAAAGCCAAGAAACCUGCAGCGGCCACGAAGCCCAAGGCAGCUGUAGCUAAGAAGGCAGCAGCUCCAAAGAAGGUUAAGAAACCCGCAGCAGCUUCUAAGAAAGCUGCAACCAAGAGCCUCAAGAACAAGAAGACCACCAAGAGCCCCAAGAAGGCCAACAAGAGCCCCAAGAAGGUGGUCAAAAAGGCUCCUGCAGCUAAGAAAGCCCCCGCAAAGAAGGUCAAGCCCAGAGCCAAGAAGACCUCAGCCAAAAAGAAGUGAGCUGUGAUCACCUGAAGAGAUCAACAGGAGUAUAAAGACUCUUUUAAGAGCCACCCAAAUCUCACUGAAGAGUUUCCUCCUGCUAACUGAUGCAUGAAAGAAGUUUAUUGAAGUUGAAGGUCUGUUCUUGUAGCAGUGUUCAGACUCAAUUCAACAAUAAUAAGAGCAAUAUUGUCCCUGGCCCUGGACAUUCAUUAACAUUCAGUUAUCACUUCAUACCAUUCCUAACCAACAAGUGCAAUAUGUUGUACCCAUUGUCUUCGUUAUGCUAUGUUACUGUGCACAUUUCCCACUGUAUCAUUGGCUUUGAAAAUAUAUUGUAAAUUUAGUAAUUUA